GUGCCGGGUGGUGCGGUGCGGUGAGUGGAGGAGGGCGGGAGAGGAGGAGGAGGGGAUGAUUACGUUCGUGGACUCGGCGACGGGGGAGCGGGAGCGAGGGGACUCGGCGGCGCGGUGAACGAGAAGGAGGCAACCAGGAGACCGACGCCAAGCCGACGACCAGGGCGGACACCAGCUCAAUCUCCGGUCAUUUCUUCCUCUGGCUUUGAACAACCUUGCGAGUGUUUAUGUGGAUUGCGGGAAUCUAGACUUGGCAGCUGAAUGCUACAUUAAUGCGCAGCUUGCAGCUUGCUCGCGAGCAUGCAACAAGCCAGCAUGAAUGACUUGUUUAUGAAGGAUGGAUACUGUAUGAUACUGGCCACUGCGAGGAAGGAUUGCAGAAAGCGGAAGCAUUCAUUGCCAUACAGAGAUCAUUUGAGGCGUUCUUUCUAAAAGCUUAUGCUUUAGCUGAUUCGAGCCUCGAGCCGUCAACCUCAGCAACAGUCGUAUCGCUUCUUGAAGAUGCAUUACGGUGCCCCUCAGAUAGACUUAGGAAGGGCCAGCACAACUUGAUCCAAGUUUAUAUAAAUGCUGAAAUGAGUGCUCUGGAGCAAUCGAUUCACAAGUAUGGAGAGGACACACAGUAGUGGCAUCGACCCAGAUCCGGAGUCAAGCAGGUGAGCACACACAGUGAAGGUGUUGUUCCAUCUCUCUGAUGGCUCCUGGACAUAUUGUCGGCGGCCUAGCAGAUCGGAGCUCAUCGGCAACGAAGCUCCGCCCAGAAGUGUGCUUCUCGCAGCAGCCCCCCUACGGCGAUACGGAGUGGGAAGGUCGAAUGCACGUGGGGAUGUCAAAUUCGGUAGCGACUGCAAUCAGGGACAUCAUAAGGGAUACAUCAAUUGGCAAAAUAAGGAACCAUGAGAAGGCUGAUCGUGCUACGGUGGAACAGGCAAAUGUCUAUCAUGCAACAAAAAUAGAUGGCCAGGAGCUAGCAAUCAAAGUCUAUAAAACCUCUGUCCUUGUCUUUAAGGAUAGAGACAUAUAUGUUCAAGGAGAUUAUCAUUUUAGAUAUGGUUACUGCAAGCAUAAUCCCCGCAAAAUGGUUAUAACCUGGGCUGAAAAGGAAAUGAGAAAUCUUAAACGGCAUUUGUAGAAUCAUUAGGAAUGAGUUUUCUUGCGAAUUAUGCUAAGGAAUCCAUCAAUGUGGAGAGAACGUUCUUCCCAGUCAUCAGAAAUCAAGAAAAAAGUAACCUGGAACUUCACACUUUUAGAGGCCAUUUUUCUUCCCAGUUUCUCUGAAGUGGCGGCGGGGAAGCGGCCCUCGAUCGGGGCCAUGGUCCUCUCUCGACGGGCAAGGAAUAACGGCGGCCAGGGACUUGCCCAACUCCCGCACAGGAAUACAUAUGUCAGUAUCAAUAAUCACUGACAAAUAUAUUACUCUUGGAUCAUCUCAAAUUUUAGUGGCCCUAUGUCUUUUCACACUCAUGCUAUUUUUUGGGUAUAUUUGCAUAUUUAUCUGGCUGCUUUCUUAGUGCCUUACAUCUAUUAGUGUUGUCUCAGCUCUCUUGUCCUUUUUCUUGCUGUAAAAUAUAACUGGCAAAUUGGUAAGAUGGCUCUAACAUCCUUUCAAUAAAAUAUAACUGAAAAAUUGGUAA
Messenger RNA from Hordeum vulgare subsp. vulgare (domesticated barley), 1634 nucleotides. RefSeq names its product serine/threonine-protein kinase RIO1-like. The transcript is spliced from 8 exons. Lineage: Eukaryota; Viridiplantae; Streptophyta; Magnoliopsida; Poales; Poaceae. The record is from RefSeq and is a predicted model, not a curated record. Bases 695 to 1132 code for a protein of 145 amino acids.